AUGGUGAAAUCCAAUAGGGAAUCAAAGACUACAUCUUUGAAAAUAAACUAUUGUUAUACACUGUUCAUCUUCUACUUCUUGGCGGUUUCUCAUGUUUUUAUGAGUGGAUUACCUCAUAGAUUACAUAAUCUGUGGGGGAAACAGUCCGAGUUCGAGCUUGAUUUAUUGCAUACAAAGGCAGAUACGUUGAGAAACGUCUGGGUUGUUGUUGUCUUCGAAAUAACAACGAGCAUUGUUGGUGCUGCUGUCAACGCAAAAUCGAAUUUUCAUUUGAAAGUUUUGGAAUCUGUGUUCCAGAAUAUGCGUACGAUUAUACUACUGCUUGUGAUCAUCACGAUCUGCUUCACUAUGCCAAUGCCACAAGACUUUGCAUUAGCAGUGUUGGAUGUGAUUCCAGAAUUGGCAGUGAUAAAUGGGGAAACACGUAUAUGGGCACACCUGAAUCACACAUAUGGUUAUUCUGCGCUAAUCGAUGGUGUACGGGAAAAAGAUGAGGAUUUCGGAGCCAAUUCGGAACAACAAUUGUGGAAUAAUUUCAAUAAGAAAUGGUCUCAUCUAUAG
Necator americanus (New World hookworm) is the source of this 561-nucleotide messenger RNA. RefSeq lists its product as uncharacterized. The transcript is spliced from 5 exons. The record is from RefSeq and is a predicted model, not a curated record. The coding region runs from base 1 to 561 and encodes 186 amino acids. NCBI's taxonomy places the organism in Eukaryota, Metazoa, Nematoda, Chromadorea, Rhabditida, Ancylostomatidae.